Molecule: messenger RNA, 828 nt
Organism: Acanthosepion pharaonis
Lineage: Eukaryota; Metazoa; Mollusca; Cephalopoda; Sepiida; Sepiidae
Source: the annotation of a GenBank genome assembly
AUGUUGUUUUGCAAAUCGUCUCAUUCUAUCCAUAUCUAUCUAUCUAUCUAUCUAUCUAUCUAUCUAUCUAUCUAUCAAUCAUUUCAUUUCACAUCUAUCUGUCUAUCUAUCAGUCUAUUUAUCAGCAUUUCAUAUAUAUCUAUCUAUCAGUCUGUUCAUAUUCAUCUAUCUAUCUAUUUAUCUAUUAGUCAUUUCAUAUCUCUCUGUCUAUCUAUCCGUCUAUCAGUAUGUUCAUAUUUUUCUAUCUAUCUUGAUCACACGUUGUUUUGCAAAUCGUCUCAUUCUAUCCAUAUCUAUCUAUCUAUCUAUCUAUCUAUCUAUCUAUCUAUCUAUCUAUCUAUCAGUCAUUUCAUAUCUAUCUGUCUAUCUAUCAGUCUAUUUAUCAGAAUUCCAUAUCUAUCUCUCUAUCUAUCAGUUUGUUCAUAUCUAUCUAUCUAUCUAUUUAUAUAUUCAUAUCUGUCAGACAUUUCAUAUCUAUCUGUCUAUCUAUCAGUCUGUUCAUAUCUAUCUAUCUAUCUAUCUAUCUAUUUAUCUAUUAUCUGUUCAUAUUUUUUUAUCUAUCUUGAUCACACGUUGUUUUGCAAAUCGUCUCAUUCUAUCCAUAUCUAUCUAUCUAUCUAUCUAUCUAUCUAUCUAUCUAUCUAUCUAUCUAUCUAUCAGUCAUUUCAUAUCUAUCUAUCAGUCUAUUUAUCAGUCUGUUCAUAUCUCUCUAACUAUCUAUCUAUCUUGACUACACGUUGUUUUUUCAAACUGUUUCAUUCUAUUUAUAUCUAUCUAUCUAUCUAUCUAUCUAUCUAUCUAUCUAUCUAUCUUGUGUUAAAUAUAUAA